Molecule: messenger RNA, 1676 nt
Organism: Planococcus citri (citrus mealybug)
Lineage: Eukaryota; Metazoa; Arthropoda; Insecta; Hemiptera; Pseudococcidae
Exons: 3
Coding region: 126-1124 (332 amino acids)
Source: RefSeq, a predicted model, not a curated record
AUUUUUUUGAUUUACUCUCAAGCCCCUAUUACGCUAUACUAACUGUCGAGACAAGAUAACGUUCCGACUCCUCAGUAAUGUAAGUACAUAUUCAAAUUCAAGUUUUAAGUUUAUCCUUUGUUAAAAUGAAGUUGAUCCUUAUAAGCAGUCUGGUUUUCAUCGAAUUACUUUCUUUCAAUUAUUGUGAUUAUCUAAGCCCAGAGAUUAUCUCUAGUGGAGAUGAAGAACGUAUUCAAAACGAAUGUGAUCCCGAUAACUUAUUAUCAUCUGACCAAAUCAACACCCUAAUAUUUAUAAGGGGUCCUCAUACACGACACUUUGUAGCGAAAUCGUUUCUAGAAUCACUGAGGAUUGAAAAGGAGAAAGAGAUGCUUGAAAAGGAGAAAGAGAUACUUGAAAAAGAGAAAAUUUUUCCAAAUUUUGAACGUGCCAGCAGAAUUUCACAAAACAUUCUGCAAUGGUACUAUAAUACACCAACCGAAAAUACCGAUGCCUUCCAAGGUAUUAAAGAAGUCCCACUCCAUCAAGAUGGCACUUGCAGUCAUGUGACCAUGCCGGAAUCAGAUCUUGUAAAAACAAAGGAACUAGAAGCCGAGGACCCUGAUAUAACUAAUGUAAACCAAGUUACCAGCGAUUAUCGUAGGUGGUAUUGUUUUCUUUCAAGAAAUGAAAGUAAUUUGGCGAUCCGUAUCAACACCAGACUUCAUCUCUACUGUAAUCAAAAUCCGACUUUGUGUGACAAUAAUACAACUACAUUACGUCUGAAAUUUUGCGCAUCAGUAGCCAGAUCAGCUAGAGCAUUUGAAUUCAUUCACCUCAAGUUUUUACCAUUAUUUUACUUUUCAGAGGACAAAUACGACAAAUCUGACUCUGACGAAAUGAAAGAAGAUUUCACAAUGUAUUUGUUUUCUAACUGGCAGUCCUAUUCUUUCAAUAAUGAAGAUGUUGCUUUUCUUAAUAUUCUACUAAAGUGUCAAAUACCUGAAAUGGAUGUCAGUUUUUCAGUUUUUUUAGACUACAUACACGCAGUUAAUUACAAUCAUGGUAAUAAAUGGGUGGCAAUUCCGUUAUUCGAUAAAUGUUUGAAACAGGAAUUUGGUCGUGUUCACUUUGAUGAUGUAUGAUCCCAUGUUCAUCACUAAAGCAGAAUUUUUUACUUGAAAUGGACAAUACAUAAUUAUAUUGGCACAACAGAAGAAGAGAUUCAAACAAUAGGACAUUUGAAUGACAAAAUAGGAUUCAUCAAUGACAAUUGGUAAUAUCAGCUCAGCGGCGUGACAAUAAUUCAAGUUCAUUUAUUUGCUGAUGACACAGCUAUACAAUACUUCCCUUGCAUAAAGACAUUGAAAUUGCUACCACACGCUUACAAAAUGAGAAUUCCGAUGGUGUAUCAAAAUUAAUGAAUACAAAUCUGAACAUGUAAUCCUCAUUGCUUGAAAAAUCUGCAACUUACCAGUCACCAUCAACAUGAUAACACCACAAAAGAACUCUAUGAAGUAUUUGGGAAUUCACGUUGACUUGACAAGACAUUAACACGGGGCAGUGUUGGUUGUUUAAAACUCGAUCGUUUAAAACAUUGUUUAAAACAGCCAUUUUAAAUGCCGAGAAGAAAACAUUGUUGUUUAAAACAUAAUUUCUAUUUAAAACUGUUUUUAUUGUUUAAAACUUGUUUUUUU